AUGGUCCUCAAGCUCUACGGAUUCCUCCGGUCGACCUGCACGACCCGAGUGCGCCUCGCGCUCGCUGAGAAGGGUGUCGACAUUGAAUUCCACAGCGUCGACCUCGCCAAGGGAGAGCAAAGGACGGAGUCUUACUUGGAAAUGCAGCCGUUUGGAAAAGUGCCUGUUCUGCAGGACACCGAGACAGGCGUUCAGGUCUUCGGUAGCAUUUCCCCGGCUAAAAAUCGAUAUACUCGCGCUAACUCUUGUCUAACAGAAAGCAGAGCCAUUGCUCAAUACGUCAUUGCCAAAUACCGUGGCCAAGGCACAGAACUUGCCCCCCUUGAGUCUGAUCUGAAAGCAUGGGCUCUGUACCAGCAGGCCGUCUCCAUCGAACUCUCCUACUUUGAUCCCUUUGUAUCACAGCUCGCCUACGAAAAGGUCUUCAAGCCCCUCAAGGGCCACGGCGAGACCGAUGAAGCGCGGGUCAAGACGCUGCUUUCGCAGCUCGACCUGACUCUUCAGGGUUACGAGCGGGUUCUCUCCAAGCAGAAGUACCUUGCUGGUGACCAAGUGACGUUUGCCGAUCUGGCGCAUCUGCCAUACGGUGUGUUUGUGGAACAGUUCGGAUUCGCGGACUUGAUUGCAAAGUACCCGCAUUUCCAGAAAUAUUGGGAGGGGUUGAAGGCCAGGGAGAGCUGGAAGAAGGUCACUGCUCAGUCGACAUAG
Molecule: messenger RNA, 708 nt
Organism: Aspergillus thermomutatus
Lineage: Eukaryota; Fungi; Ascomycota; Eurotiomycetes; Eurotiales; Aspergillaceae
Product: glutathione S-transferase family protein
Exons: 2
Coding region: 1-708 (235 amino acids)
Cellular component (GO): cytoplasm
Molecular function (GO): glutathione binding; glutathione transferase activity
Source: RefSeq, a predicted model, not a curated record